This is a messenger RNA of Theobroma cacao (cacao), 1804 nucleotides long. It is a transcript of the gene DBP1, whose product is annotated as DNA-binding protein phosphatase 1. Gene Ontology annotation, molecular function: cation binding; protein serine/threonine phosphatase activity. Lineage: Eukaryota; Viridiplantae; Streptophyta; Magnoliopsida; Malvales; Malvaceae. Gene Ontology annotation, biological process: protein dephosphorylation. The record is from RefSeq and is a predicted model, not a curated record.
GAAAAAAGCCCCGUACUCACGUCCUCGUGUGAAUCGCCCAAAAUCUCUCUCUUUUCUUUUAUAUUUUCUGCACAGAAAAAAAAAAGAAAGAUAGAUCACAUUGAAAUCGCUAUAAUUUCGUUAUUUCUUCAUUUAUCUCUAAAACCCUAAAUUUCUUUUUGGUCCCUUUCUAAACCCUAAUCUUGAAAACCCUAAAUCUUGAGAGAAUCGGUUAUUGAAUAUAUUAGUUUUCUCUAAUAGGGAGGCGAACUUAAAACUCAUUGACAGGACUCACCUAGUAUUAUUGCAUUUGCUUUGGUUGUUUUAGAAUUUUGAGCUGAGCUGACUAGCGAGUUGACUCGAUAUAGAAAGUUAAAAUUUUUUUUUCCGAGUUAUUUGGGGUUGAAUUUGGAGUAUGUGAUGAUGGAGGAGAAUAACGGGAUUGAUUGUUUAGAAAAUGCGAGCACGAGCGAGGGAAAGCCACCGAAUCCUCGUACGCCUUCGUAUAUGCAGCAGUGCCCGACCAGUGAUGGCGUUUUGAAGCCUUGUAAGAAGUCCCUGGUUCGACACCCGUCACUUCAGGUGAAGUCAAAGGCAUCAGAUAUUGCUGUUGAAAAUGGACAUGCUAUAGAGAAUCAUGGUGCUGAUUUCAUCCCUAUAGUCCGUUCCGGAGCAUGGGCUGACAUAGGGUUUCGAACAAGCAUGGAAGAUGUAUAUUUGUGUGUUGAUGAUUUUAUGCAUGAUUAUGGGCUCAAGAAUUUUGCUGAUGGGCCUAGUGCCUUCUAUGGGGUGUUUGAUGGACAUGGUGGGAAGCAUGCUGCUGACUUUGCUUGCUAUCAUUUACCAAGGUUCAUUGUUGAGGAUGCAGACUUUCCUGGAGAGAUUGAGAGGGUUUUGGCUUCAGCAUUUCUGCAAACUGAUACUGCUUUUGCAGAAGCUUGUGCAUUGGAUUCGGCCCUUGCUUCUGGUACCACUGCAUUGGCAGCUCUUAUUCUUGGGAGAAUGUUGGUUGUGGCAAAUGCUGGAGAUUGUCGAGCAGUUUUGUGCCGUCGCGGCAAAGCCAUUGAAAUGUCAAGAGAUCACAAACCCAUUUGCAAUAGAGAGAAAAAACGCAUUGAGGCAUCUGGAGGUUAUGUAUGUGAUGGUUACCUCAAUGGGCAACUUAAUGUGGCCCGUGCUUUAGGAGAUUGGCACGUGGAAGGAAUGAAAGGUGCAGAUGGUGGGUCACUGAGUGCAGAGCCUGAGCUUAUGACUGCAAAUCUAACUGAGGAGGAUGAAUUUCUUAUCAUAGGAUGUGAUGGGCUUUGGGAUGUGUUCCGGAGCCAAAAUGCUGUUGAUUUUGCGAGGCGGAGGCUUCAGGAGCACAAUGAUCCAGUCAUGUGUAGUAAGGAUCUGGUAGAUGAAGCUUUGAAGAGGAAAAGUGGGGAUAACUUAGCUGUUGUUGUUGUUUGCUUUCAAUCCCAUCCACCCCCGAACUUGGUUGCCCCUCGUGCAAGAGUGCAGAGGAGCUUUUCUGCUGAGGGGUUGAGGGAGUUGCAAAGCUUCUUGGAUAGUUUGGGAAACUGAGAUGGUGACGAAUGCUUACUUUUUUCUUUAUAUUUGCCCCCUUCCAACUGAGUAGUUCAUUUGUAGUUUUAGGUAUUGAGAGAGAAUGAGUGUCAAUUGUAACAUACGCGGCUGCAAGUCGAUCCACAUAAUUUGGUGUUUCAGGAGUAGGGGUUUAAAUUUAUCUUAUUUUGGCCCUUGUUAGGCACUUAUUCAAGCAGAAAUAUUUAUUCCAUGUUACCGGUUAAGAUUGAUUAAUGUUUGUAUUCCUUUAGGUGUA